This is a messenger RNA of Helobdella robusta, 318 nucleotides long. RefSeq lists its product as hypothetical. Bases 1 to 318 code for a protein of 105 amino acids. Lineage: Eukaryota; Metazoa; Annelida; Clitellata; Rhynchobdellida; Glossiphoniidae. The transcript has 3 exons. The record is from RefSeq and is a predicted model, not a curated record.
AUGUUUGCCACUAGAGAAUAUUUGGAGAAAAAAACUGGACCCAACGGCUUGGGAAGGCUUAGUCACUUGCAGUCAAUUGUAGAUGAAUUUCAACAAACCACGAACAACAGUGCCAAAUUACAGAUCCUAGCAAAUUUGGCAAAUUUUGCUUAUGAUCCAAUCAAUUUACACUAUUUGAAAGUUCUAAACGUGGUUGAAUUAUUUCUAGCAGAUUGUCUGUUGGAAGAUGAUGAUCAGAUGGUGUUGUUCUCAAUUGGAGGCUUGUGCAAUCUUGUCACUGGUUACAAAUUCAAAUAUAUUACAUAUCUUUUUACUUAA